CAAGAUGGCACAACUUGAUGAUACUAGAUCUCUUACCCUGGACACCCCCAGAAAUUUUAAACCCUUCACUUUGAGUUCAUUGGACCAUAUCGUCCCUUCAUUCUAUCUCUUCACUUACAUUACUUUCAAGCUCGACUCGCCCUCAGAUGGCAUCCCCGUUCUCCGAAAUGGCAUCUCGCGCCUAUUAGACGCCCUUCCCUUCCUAAGCGGAAACAUAGUGAUGAUAGAAGAGCUUGACGGCAAGCAGAACUUGAUGCAAGUCACACCGGCAGAGGCAUCAGCAUUGCACCGGUCACCCAUGCUUAAGGUCAUUCAUCAUGCCGCUAAAACCUCCGCCGUGGAGUGCGAUGAUGUGCAACAUGCUGAUUUCGUCCCAAUUCCUCUCCAUCUGCACACCACCGAUCCAAGCCCUGUAUUGCGAUUCCAGGCCAAUGUGAUGACAGAUGGUCUAGUGUUAUGCCUGACUUUCGACCAUCGUAUGAUGGAUGGACUGGGGGUCCUCACUAUUCUAGAUUCUUUGGCUGCAUGUUGUCGAGGCGACCCGGCACUCACAGAUAUGGCUGCGCAGCUUCAAAAAAAGCAGCAGCUUGCAUCGACAAAGAGCUCGGCCCCAUACAAUGUCCAGGAUAAAUUCAAAGCUAGACCAAAAGUUCCAUGCAGCCCAGUUAGUCGGAGAUUUGCAGUGUCUCCAGAUAAGAUCAGCAUGCUCAAGGAAAAGUGCAACUCUAUGUUCUGCACGAAGUUUGGCCAGACAUUCAAGCCGAAGUUGACAAACGGGGAUAUUCUCACCGCGCUUAUUUGGAUCUCCGUCACCAGAGCAAAGCAAGCAUCAUCGCCAACCACACCCAAGGACACACUUUCCACAUUGUCUUGUCUCGUCGAAAUUCGCUCUAUCCUUCACCCCAAGCUAGGCACCUAUAUAGGAAACGCAAUGAUGACCACCCAAUGCGUACUGUCUACUCGAUCCACUUCACGCAAGACCACAGACCCAAUCGCCGACAUCUCAUUCAUUCGUGAAGUUGCCUUACAAAUCAGAAACGAGAUCCGAAGCAUCACCACCGAGCAAGCCACCCGCUACGUCUCCCACAUCAACACCUUGGAUGAUUGGAGUUCGUUCCAGGCUCAAUGGGCCGAGCUAUUCGUGAGCAGUAUUCGCCAUUUCGAUGUGUAUGGGUUGAAUUUUGGUUCUGUGUUGGGCCCGGUUGCGAACUUUGAUGUGCCUGAUCCGAGGAUUAGUGGGAUGUAUUGGGUUAUGCCUGCAAGGCCGGUUUCUGGUGGAGCUAGGAAAAUGCCAUUGUGGGAAUUGAGAAUUGUGUUAGAAGAACCUGUUAUGGAGUGCUUAAAGAGGGAACCGCUGUUUUGUUGGGCGUCUGAUAUUAGUCGGACGAUUGGUGAUUCGAAACUUUGAUGGUUACAAUUAGUUUAGGCUGUGUGUCAAUAUAUACCGCUUGGUUCUAUUGAACA
Aspergillus piperis CBS 112811 is the source of this 1464-nucleotide messenger RNA. RefSeq lists its product as uncharacterized. NCBI's taxonomy places the organism in Eukaryota, Fungi, Ascomycota, Eurotiomycetes, Eurotiales, Aspergillaceae. Bases 5 to 1408 code for a protein of 467 amino acids. The record is from RefSeq and is a predicted model, not a curated record. The transcript has a single exon.